Papilio polytes (common Mormon) is the source of this 2545-nucleotide messenger RNA. It is a transcript of the gene TRAM, whose product is annotated as translocating chain-associated membrane protein 1. Gene Ontology annotation, biological process: protein insertion into ER membrane; SRP-dependent cotranslational protein targeting to membrane, translocation. NCBI's taxonomy places the organism in Eukaryota, Metazoa, Arthropoda, Insecta, Lepidoptera, Papilionidae. The coding region runs from base 153 to 1280 and encodes 375 amino acids. The record is from RefSeq and is a predicted model, not a curated record. The transcript has 9 exons. Gene Ontology annotation, cellular component: endoplasmic reticulum membrane.
GUUUCACCGCGUAGCAAGUGAAAGUGUCACGUCAGUUGAAUUACUGUCAGUAAAUUUUUUAUUCUUAUUUCUCAUUAACUGCAAGAGGCUGCCUAGUGGUACGGAAUUUAAAAUAUAUUGUUAAGAGCUGCGUUUUGUUAUUAACAAGAACGAUGGGUGUAAAGCCUACAAUUGGAAGAAAAUCUAACAAGAACCCACCGAUUCUUAGCCACGAAUUUGUAAUUCAAAAUCAUGCCGAUAUUGUUUCGUGCGUUGUUAUGGUUUUCUUAGUCGGUCUGAUGGUCCAGUCGACAAGUCCUAUUGCGAGUUUAUUUAUCAGUCUACAUCAUAAUGUCAGUGGUACUGAGCCAACUAGGGAUGUGCCAAGAGGAGAGCCCUUCUUGUAUGAAGCUGGAUGGAAAGAUAUUUGUGCAGUAUUUUUCUACUCUCAAGUGUGCAUAGUAAUGCAUGCAAUCCUGCAAGAGUAUAUCUUAGAUAAAAUAUCAAAGAAAUAUCAUCUGUCUAAAUCAAGACUGAGUGCACUCAAUGAGUCUGGUCAAUUGGUUGUGUUUCACCUGGUCACUCUGUUAUGGGGAGGCGAUGCUAUUCUUCGUGAAGGAUUUAUCUUCAACAUUUCAUACCUUUGGGAUGGUUACCCCGAUCACCCAAUGAGCUUCCUUUUGAAGUUGUGGUGGGUUGUUCAGGCAGCGUACUGGGUGCACACAAUUCCCGAGUUGUACUUCCAGAAGGUUAAGAAGGAUGAAUGGGCAGGUCGCAUCAGACAAGCAGCUGCUGCUUUUGCCUUUGUAGCUGUGGCAUAUGGAUUCAAAUUCCAACGUGUGGGAGUGUGUCUGAUGGUGCUGCAUUCGUUGGCCGAGUUUGUUGCUCACAGCUACCGUCUCAACACUAUCAUGAGAGGAGAACGUGAAGAUUACCUGGACAAAUUCCUGGGCGUGGUGAACGGGAGCGUGUUCGUGUGCGUGCGACUGUGCUCGCUGGUGCUGGGCGUGCUGACGUUCUACUACGGGCUGGCGGGCGCCGCGCCGCUGCUGCUGCGUGUCGCCGCGCUCUCCGCACUCGUCUCAUUCCAGGUGUUCUUAAUGUUCAACUUCAUAACGGAGGCCAUCAAGCAAAGGCAGGAAGCUCGCCAGCUCGCUCUCAGCAAACCCAAGAAGGAAAAGAAGGAGAAACCUAAGAAGGAGAAGGUUAAAAAGAUCCCUACCGAUGAUUCUGAUUUACCCGAAGUAGAUCAGAACACGAACAAGACUCUGCGGCAGCGACAAGCGCUCAAAGCUAAGUGAACCUCACCGCUAAGGAACAUGACCUUAUCCCCAUUCAAUGUAACAUACACGACUUUUUUAUAUAUGUUAAUAACUGAAGCACAAAAUUAUUAGUUACUAAAAAAACUUCCAUAUUUUUAAGGAGUGUUUAAAAACUUUUAUAUGUAAAAAUCUAAUUGUUUCGUAAUACAGUUACAGUAAAAAAAACCAGCGCAUCUUCAUGACAUGUAAUUUAUUUAUAAAUAAAGUAUUAAUAUAAAGAUAGGCUCAUUUUUUUAUACAAUUCAGUACAAAAUCGAUUAAAUUGAUUUUCUUUAGUUAUAGAAAUGUAAAUGCUGUCCAAGAUAUUUGUUUAAUUUGACAACUAAAUAAGAACUUUAGUCUUCAUGUUUGACUAAUUAAAAAAAAUCGAUUUAAAUACACAAGAUCAUUUUUUUAAUAUAAUGUAAUUUAUUACCAUAAAUGUAUCUAAUACUCGUAAAAAUAUUGAUUUGAAAUACAAUUUGGUUAACAAGAUUAAUAAUAUUGAGUUUUGAUUUGGGCCUAUCUCUGUAUAAAUGAUUUUAUACACUACAGUGCUGAUAGGGCGCCCAGGGCGGUAGACAAAAGGGCGUUAGAAGUCUUCGAAUUUGUGACACAUAAGUUGGUAAAAAGGGCCAUAGACGCCCAGGGCGAUAGUAACCCUUGGUACUGUUUUAUUUAUGUAUUCAAGCCUGCAUUGUCAAGUUACACAAUAUUGUAAAGUAUAGUGGAUACAGGGUUGUAAAAAUAUCUCUUUAAAGUGUAAAAACUAAAAGUCUAGGUUAAAAUGUUUGUAUAAAUAUGUGGAUAAGUGUACCGUGGCGAUGUAAUGUGCACACAACCUAAUGAUAAAUUCCAUUUGAUAAUUUUUGCAUUUUUAAUACAAAUAUGUAACAAUAUUAAAUUAUUUGAUGUAUCGUGGAUUCCAAUUUAAAUAUUUUUUUUAAGUUUUUUUUUUUAAUUAGGUAAAUGCAUAGUUCGACGUUUAUUUUUUUUAAAUUUGGUGCUCUAUUUUUUGAAAUUAUAAUAGUUAAAAAUUGUUUAUAAGUAAUUUUGACAUGCGCUGACUGAUUUUAUUAUGGGGAUAAUUUGUGGACUAAUUAUUCUUUAUACUUGUAUGUGUAAAAAGGACGGCGUGAAAUUAUUCUUCCUAAUUGAAAUUAUGCUCAUAUGUUAUAUAAUUUUCAUGAAUGUUGUCAAUUUAAAAAGCUUCAAUGUAAUUUUAUUUCAAAAUAAAUUUUGUAAGAAUUUAUUUCUUAAUUUUA